AUGGCCACCACCAGCUCCACCACGCCCGAAUUCCUGUACCACCCGCUGUCGGAAGACAAGGUGCCCAGGGACAGCAUCGAGUUCGACACGUCCGCGCCGCUGCCCAAGCGCAUGGAGCACGUGAUCCUGCGCGUGCAGGACGAGAUCUGCGCCGGCAUUGAAGCUGUGGACGGCAAGAAGUUCCGCACCGACAAGUGGGAGCGCGAGGGUGGCGGCGGCGGCCGCAGCCGCAUCCUGCAGGACGGCAACGUCAUGGAGAAGGCCGGCGUGGCCGUGUCCAUCAUCAACGGCACGCUGCCUGCUGCCGCCGCGCAGCAGAUGACGGAGCGCAACGCCGAGCUGCCGCCCGGAAAGGACCUGCCGUUCUACGUGUGCGGCAUCAGUCUCGUCAUGCACCCGCGCAACCCCAUGGCGCCCACGAUCCACCUCAACUACCGCUACUUCGAAAUCGAGGUCGGCAAAGACGAGCAGGGCAACGCCAAGAAGGUGGGCUGGUUCGGCGGAGGCGCCGACCUGACCCCGAGCUUCCUCUUCGAGGAGGACGCGCGCCACUUCCACACGGUCUACAAGACGCAGCUCGACAAGCGCGACCCGACGUGGUACCCCAAGAUGAAGAAGGCGUGCGACGAGUACUUCUACAUUGCGCACCGCAAGGAGCACCGCGGCAUCGGCGGCUUCUUCUUCGACGACCUCACGGACACGUCGGAGGAGACGUUCCAGUGCAUCCGCAACUGCGCCAACUCCAUGCUGGACGCGUACAUCCCAAUCCUGAAGCUCCGCAAGGACAUGCCGUUCACGGAGGAGCAGAAGGAAUGGCAGCAGAUCCGCCGUGGCCGCUACGUUGAGUUCAACAUCAUGUACGACCGCGGCACCAAGUUCGGCCUGCUGACCCCCGGGUCGCGAGUCGAGUCCAUCAUGAUGUCUCUCCCGCUGACGGCCCGCUGGGAGUACAUGCACUCCCCCAAGGAGGACUCGUGGGAGGGCAAGACCCUCGAGGUGCUCAAGCACCCCGUCGACUGGCUGAAGGUCGAGUCGGAGCCUUAAAGCGAUGGCGUCCUCGGCCUGUGGAAAGCGUGCUUGCUAGCACGAAGAUAGUCGUUCGUGUGUCUGUAGAUAUCAACUCAAAUACAAAAUCAAAACAACAC
Messenger RNA from Phytophthora sojae, 1145 nucleotides. Its product is annotated as coproporphyrinogen III oxidase. Gene Ontology annotation, molecular function: coproporphyrinogen oxidase activity. The record is from RefSeq and is a predicted model, not a curated record. NCBI's taxonomy places the organism in Eukaryota, Oomycota, Peronosporomycetes, Peronosporales, Peronosporaceae. The transcript has a single exon. The coding region runs from base 1 to 1044 and encodes 347 amino acids. Gene Ontology annotation, cellular component: cytoplasm.